GUACCCCACACGACCACUUAGAGCAACAACGAAUCAUAACAACCGAUGCAACCAGGAUCAGAUUGCAUCCAGAGGCCUCCCAUCAAGACAAUCGCGAGCCAUAACAACUGACGACAACGGCUGACCACGCGACAUCAUUCAAAGGAACCCGAUCUGGAAACAACGCGACCGUACGGAUAACAAGGAAUCUGCUGACGCGAGAUACCGACAUUAUAAAAAGGCAGGGAACAGAAGAUAGCAUUUAGUCUUAGUAUGAACGUUGAUGUGUAAUCUUUAAAUUUAGCGAAAAUAAAUUUAUUUUUUAUAUUGUAAUCGCCACUUCGGUCAUUACUGGCGCAGUCUUUGUGAAAGUGUUGUGUAGUGCUGCUUCCUGGGAAACCAUCCGCGAAAGGACAUCGCUGGAGUUACGGGAGCUGCCGAACAACUCACGGAACCACGCUCAUCGAUAACAUUAACAGACUCCGGGAAUGAGGUUACUGAUACUAAUAAUACUCAUCAAAACAAUAAGCACCACCAACUAUAAAGAAAUAACGAACAGCAAUGGAUUGGUUGCGUUCAAGAUCAAAACAGCAAGGAUUAGAAUCGGAUAUGACAGAAUGUUGCAUAGAAUCAACCUAAAUACAUUAAAUGACAAUAUAGAAAACAUAGAAAAAAUCAUGAAAUCGUUUGAAACUAUAGAACACCUAGAGCAAACACUACUAGAAAAAACCAAACUAGCAAAAGAUAAACUCAGGAGCCUCCUACCACAUAGAAUAAAAAGGGGACUUAUGAACGCAUUAGGAACAGCCAUUAAACUCAUCACGGGAAACCCUGAUAACGAUGACCUAAUAGUCAUGCAUCAAAGUUUGGGAAUAUUAAAAACACAAGGAGACAAAUUAGUGAACAAUCAGAUGAAACAAAUCCAGAUCAAUGAACUUUUUCAAAAUAAAUUGAAUAAUAUUACAGACUCUAUUAGUAAAAUUGAAUCAAAAAUUACUAAGGAAUACAACACAGUACAGGGAAUAAAAACAGAUUUAGAAUUCGUCAACCUUAUCUGGAAUAUGGACAAAAUUAUCAGCAUAUUAGAGGACAUCGAGGAGCAAGUAGAAUUUUCUAGAGUAGGCUUGAUAAACAAAAACAUACUCUCAUUGGUGGAAAAACAGUUAAUUUUAGACAGGCUUAAGACACAAACAAUAAAGCUAAAUUACUUAGACGAAAUUUUCCAAUAUACCUCAGCGAGUGUCGGUAUCAGCAACAAUCAAGCAGUCAUAUUAAUAAAGACCCCCAUUUUGGAUAAAAAGACGUACGAUUUGUUAGAAAUCCAUACUUUGAGAGUUAACAAUUCACGGAUCGAUACGAACAUCAACCUGGUAACGAAAUAUGGCAACACAGUUUAUUACCAACCAACAGAAUGCGAUAUUUGCGAUGGAAAUAACCUAAUUGAGGACGAUUGCAUCUAUAAAAUAUUAACUCACCAAACACCCAAAUGCUCGUUUGUAAAAUCAAAACAAACAACACAAAUCAAAGAAGUCAAGCAAGGAAUCAUCCUGAUCGACACAACAGAAAUCGUAGAAGUAAAAGACUCUUGCGGAGAUUCAAGGAUGGUUAGCGAUGCCACAAUAAUCGAAACCGAAAACUGUACCGUCAAAAUACGAAAUUUCACAUUUUUUGGACAACCUGACGUAACCUACCAGCAAGAAUACCUGAUCCCAAUAUACAGCAAGCCCCUCCAAAAUGGAAAUUUUACGGAUCUUGACGAUGAAAACGUCAUGCUACGAAUACAGAACUUGGAAGAACUCAAUGAAGUUCAACUUUACUUGAACACCACACAACACCGGGUAACAAUUGGAGGUACAACCCUCCUCAUAAUAACAUUUAUCUGUUUCUUUUCUGUAUAUUUCUACAAAAAAGGUAAUAAAAGAAAUGAAGUAACCAAAAAUCCGCCAGAACCUCUCGUGGCUACUCAGGUGGACGAAACUGAAAACAACGGAAGUAUUCCAUUAUCCCUACUUCCGGGGAAGAAGGCAGAGCAAAAAUGCAUCCCGAAACCAUGGAUCGAGCUGCCGAAACUUCAAUCGAGGACGCUUGAAACUUAGGGGGGAGACGUUACGACCAGAUGUACCCCACACGACCACUUAGAGCAACAACGAAUCAUAACAACCGAUGCAACCAGGAUCAGAUUGCAUCCAGAGGCCUCCCAUCAAGACAAUCGCGAGCCAUAACAACUGACGACAACGGCUGACCACGCGACAUCAUUCAAAGGAACCCGAUCUGGAAACAACGCGACCGUACGGAUAACAAGGAAUCUGCUGACGCGAGAUACCGACAUUAUAAAAAGGCAGGGAACAGAAGAUAGCAUUUAGUCUUAGUAUGAACGUUGAUGUGUAAUCUUUAAAUUUAGCGAAAAUAAAUUUAUUUUUUAUAUUGU
Molecule: messenger RNA, 2407 nt
Organism: Toxorhynchites rutilus septentrionalis
Lineage: Eukaryota; Metazoa; Arthropoda; Insecta; Diptera; Culicidae
Exons: 2
Coding region: 468-2075 (535 amino acids)
Source: RefSeq, a predicted model, not a curated record